Messenger RNA from Penicillium alfredii, 1074 nucleotides. RefSeq lists its product as uncharacterized. The record is from RefSeq and is a predicted model, not a curated record. Gene Ontology annotation, biological process: spliceosomal complex assembly; regulation of mRNA processing; protein phosphorylation. Bases 1 to 1074 code for a protein of 357 amino acids. Lineage: Eukaryota; Fungi; Ascomycota; Eurotiomycetes; Eurotiales; Aspergillaceae. Gene Ontology annotation, molecular function: protein kinase activity; ATP binding. The transcript has 4 exons.
AUGUUCUCAUCACUUCUGCGAUCUUUACCCCAGCUCGGGCGGAGAUGGAAACCUCUGAAUUUCUCCAACACUAACUUCGUUCGGAUACCCGAAUGGCACAAAAUUGAGGAAGAGACUCUCCCAGACUAUAAUGCCUCACAGUAUUAUCCAACUCGAAUAGGAGAAAUCAUCAAGGACCAGUAUCAAGUCAUCGGCAAAUUGGGAUUUGGCUCUACUUCAACUGCGUGGCUUGCACGGGACAUGGACAACCGUCGUUAUGUUAUGCUCAAAAUCUUUAUCCAGGCUUCGUCUAUGGGCCAGCAGCUCGAUAACGAGCUCAACAUAUAUAGACAUAUGGAGCAAUCCCCAACCGCCCAUCCCGGUCGCGAUGUCAUAAGAACGCUACUUGAUACAUUUUACGUCGACGGACCUAAAGACAAGCAUCGAUGCCUCGUGCAUCCCCCAUUAUGGGAGAGUGUUUUGGCUUUUUUACGCCGCAACCCAGUUGAGAGGCUACCCUCAGCAGUCAUUGCAGUCGUUCUUCAUCGCCUGUUUCUGGCAUUGGAUUAUCUUCAUACAGAGUGCAUGAUCGCACACACUGAUAUCAAGGCCGAUAAUAUUAUGUUCGGUAUCAAUGAUGAAUCAGUCUUCACUGACUUCGAGGAGAACGAACUUCAGCGACCUGUUCCGAGGAAAGAGGUUGACACAGACGGGAGAACCAUCUAUAUGUCCCAGGAACUCAAAGUACCAAAACAAGUUGGUGCCCCAGUCCUUUGCGAUUUUGGUUCGGCCGUGUUCGGUAAUCAAUACCACACGAUAUUCAUUCAACCUAAGAUCUAUCGAGCACCGGAGGUGAUUCUAGGAGUACCAUGGACGUAUAGCGCUGAUAUAUGGAAUGUGGGAUGCAUGAUUUGGGAUAUAUACGAAGGUGGUUCCUUAUUUACGGGCCAAGACCCUACAUUUGAGACGUACCGCAGUCGAGCACACCUUGCUGAGAUGAUCAAUCUUCUUGGUCCCCCGCCUCCCAGCCUUCUUACCCAAGGGGAGCUACGAGAUAAAUUCUUUUCAAGCGAAGGCAAAUAUGAUAUCCAGUGA